Tachyglossus aculeatus (Australian echidna) is the source of this 4205-nucleotide messenger RNA. It is a transcript of the gene RPRD2, whose product is annotated as regulation of nuclear pre-mRNA domain containing 2. Gene Ontology annotation, molecular function: RNA polymerase II complex binding. Bases 136 to 4122 code for a protein of 1328 amino acids. Gene Ontology annotation, biological process: mRNA 3'-end processing. Gene Ontology annotation, cellular component: RNA polymerase II, holoenzyme. NCBI's taxonomy places the organism in Eukaryota, Metazoa, Chordata, Mammalia, Monotremata, Tachyglossidae. The record is from RefSeq and is a predicted model, not a curated record. The transcript is spliced from 11 exons.
UCCUCGUCCUCCUCCUCGUCGUCGUCGUCGUCCUCGUCGUCGUCGUCCGCGGCGGGGGCCUCGUCGUCGUCGUCGUCGUCGUCGUCGGGCCUGGAGUCGUCGCUGGACCGGAAGCUGCAGUCGGUGACCAACACGAUGGAGUCCAUCCAGGGCCUGUCGUCCUGGUGCAUCGAGAACAAGAAGCACCACGGCACCAUCGUCUACCACUGGAUGAAGUGGCUGCGCCGAUCCGCCUUCCCCCACCGGCUGAACCUCUUCUACCUGGCCAACGACGUCAUCCAGAACUGCAAGAGGAAAAACGCCAUCGUCUUCCGGGAGGCGUUUGCCGAGGUGCUCCCCGAAGCGGCCGCCCUGGUCAAGGACCCGUCCGUCUCCAAGUCCAUCGAGCGGAUCUUCAAAAUCUGGGAGGAGAGAAACGUCUACCCGGAAGACACGAUCGUGGCGCUGAAGGAAGCUCUCAGUUCCACUUUCAAAACCCAGAAGCAGCUGAAGGACAGCCUGAACAAACCACCAAACAAGCCAUGGAAGAAAACGCCAACCUCCUCGAACCCGAAGGCCGCCCUGAAGUCGAAGAUCGUCGCCGAAUUCAGAUCGCAGACCCUGAUAGAUGAGCUGCUGCUGUCCAAGCGCUCCGAGGACCAGAUGGAGCUCAAGGAGAAGCAGCUGGCCACCAUGAGAGUGGACGUGUGCAGCACCGAGACCCUCAAGUGUCUGAAAGAUAAGACGGGCGGCAAGAAGUUCUCCAAGGAGUUUGAGGAAGCCAGUUCGAAGCUGGAGGAGUUUGUCAACGGGCUGGACAAGCAGGUGAAGAACGGGCCCUCGCUGACGGAGGCGCUGGAGAACGCCGGCAUCUUCUACGAGGCUCAGUACAAGGAGGUCAAGGUGGUGGCCAACGCCUACAAGACGUUCGCCAACCGCGUCAGCAACCUGAAGAAGAAGCUGGACCAGCUGAAGUCCACCCUCCCGGACCCCGAAGAGUCUCCGGUGCCCUCGCCCAGCGUGGACGCGCCCUCGCCCACGGGCUCCGAGUCCCCCUUCCAGGGCAUGGGGGGCGAGGCCUCGCCCUCGCCGGCCGCCGAGAGCGAGAAGUCGGGCUCGCCGGCCCCCGCCACGGACAACCGCGACGUGGAGGACAUGGAGCUGUCCGACGUGGAGGACGACACGGCCAAGAUCAUCGUGGAGGACCGGAAGGAGAAGCCGGCGGCCGAGAAGCCGGCCGGGCCCGCGCCCGCCUCCGCGCCCGUCCCGGCCAAGCCGGCCGACUGCCCCCCGAAGGCGGCGCCCGGCCCCCCGGCCCCCACCCUGGCGGCCACGUCGCCGACCCCGCCGCCCCCUAAGCCGGCCACCCCGGCGCCUCUGCCGCCGUCCCCCGCCCUGGCCCUGCCCAACCUGGCCAACGUGGACCUGGCCAAGAUCAGCUCCAUCCUCAGCAGCCUCACGUCCGUCAUGAAGAACACGGGGGUGAGCCCCGCGUCGAGACCGUCCCCGUCCGCCCCCACCAGCCCCUCGGCCCUGACGGGGGGCCCGAAAGCGCCGGCCCCGGCCCCCGCGGCUCCCCCGAACCCGCUGGCCAACAUCCUGUCCAAGGUGGACAUCACCCCGGAGAGCAUCCUGUCCGCCCUGUCCAAGACCCAGGCGCAGGCCGCCCCAGGGCUGCAAGGUCUGUCGUCCCUGCUGCAGAGCGUGACGGGGGCCCCUCCCGGCGCCGUCGGCGAAGCCGGGCCCCAGAGCGGCUCCGCGGGGUCUCCGGCGUCCAGCCUGAAGGGGCGGCCCGCGGCCCCCUGCGCGCCCGCCUUCGGUGCCAAGAGCUUCGGCUACUCGCCCGACUCGGAGGCGGCGGGGCCGCCCGCCCUGGCCGGCGGUAAGGCCGCCUCCCCCGGGGUCGCCCCCUCCUUCAAGCCUCCCGCCAACUCCCUGGGCUUCGCCGGCCCCCUGACCGUCGGGCCGGCCCCCGCGCCGCCGGCCGAGGGCCCCCCGGGCCGGCCGCCCGAGGCCCCCCCUGGCCGGCCGGAGGCGGAGCCGGCCUCGCCCAGCCUGGAGAUGAAGAUCCACAACUUCCUGAAGGGCAACCCGGGCUUCAGCGGGCUGAACCUCAACAUCCCCAACCUGGGGGGGCUGGGGGCGGGCCCGGCCCCCGGGGCCCCGGCCGACGGCCACCCGGCCGACUUCCCGCGCGGGCCGGCCCUGGACAACGUGGACGGCACCCCGGUGCGGGACGAGCGGGGCGGGACGCCCACCCAGGACGAGAUGAUGGACAAGCCCCCGGCGGGGGCGGGGCCCGGGGCGGGCGGCGUGGACCCCGUGGCCCUGCUGUCCAAGAUCAUCAGCCCGGGCUCCUCCACGCCCAGCAGCACCCGCUCCCCGGGCCGGGACCCCGGCUACGGCCCCUCGGAGCCCCCGGGCCCGGCCUCCGGCCCGGGCUCCCCGCGGGACGACUUCUACCCGGCGGCGGACGCCCCGUUCCGCGAGGACGAGGAUUACCGGGACUUCGAGUACUCGCGGCCCGCGGCCCCGGAGGGGGGCGGCGCGCUCGCCGACGGCCCCUCCGGCUACCGGCCCAUCCCGCCCAGCUACGGCCGCCCCCGGGGCCGGGGGUUCGGGCCGGAGACGCCCUUCCCGCCGGCCGUGAGGGCCCUGCUGGAGCCGGCCGAGGGCCGCGAGCGGGCCGCCUCCUCGCCGGGCCUCUACGGCGCCUACGGCCCCGACCGCUCCCCGCCGCCCGGCGAGGCGGACCCCUUCUUCGGCGGCGGCGGCGGCGGCGGCCGGGCCCGGGAGGGCUACCCGGACUCGCCGCCCGCGGGCCCGGCCCGGCCCCUCUUCUCGGCCCCGGCCGCGGACAAGGUCCCGGCGUCCGCCCUGUCGGCCACGUCGACGACGGAGUUCAAGAACAUGCUGAAGAACGCCUCCUCGCGCAAGCCCUCGGACGACGGCGGCGGCAAGCGUUUCGGGCCGCCCGGCGAGCCCCAGGGGGGCCCGGCGCCGCCGGCCGAGGAGCGCUACCGCAUCGAGACGCGGGUCUCGUCCUCGGCGUCCUCGGCGGUGGCGGCGGCCUCGUGCCCGGACCCGGCCGACGGGGCCCGGGAGAAGGGGGAGCCCAUCGAGACCCUGGGCUACCGCAACGCGGCCAGCCGCCGGAUGUCGGGGGGCGAGCCCAUCCAGACGGUGGAGUCCAUCCGCGUGCUGGGCAAGGGGGGCCGCGGCCCCGGGCGCGAGGGGGCCCGCGGGGCCAGCUGGUUCGAGCUGAGCGGGCCCGGCGGCGCCUUCGACAACGGGCCCUCGGCCGGGGCCGCCGCCGCCGCCGCCGAGCUGCCCUCCCUGGGCGGGUUCAAGGCGCCGCCGUACAAGGAGCGGGGGCCCCCGUUCGCCGACGGCGGCGGCGGCGGCGUCAACAGCUUCCGCCCCAACAGCUUCGCCGCCGUGGCCGCCUUCGACCGCCACCUGCCCCCGCCGCCCCUGGUGGAGCCCCCCAAAGAGCACGGGGGGCUCUUCGCCCGCGACCGCCUGGCCCCCCCCGCCGAGGCCCUGGCCCACGCCGCCCCGCCGCCCCCGCCCGGGGCCGAGCACGGCGGCGGCGGCGGCGGCGGCGGCGGGGUGCCCUUCCCCGGCCCGCCCCCGCCCCCGCCGGGGGCCGAGCACGCCGGCGGCGGCGGCGGCGGCGGCGGGGUGCCCUUCUCCGGCCCGCCCCCCGUGGACCACGGCGGGGUCGGGGUCCCCUUCCCGGCCCCGCCCCUGGGGGACCUGGCCGGGGUGGCGGGCCUCCCGCUCUUCUCCAAGGAGCACGCGGCCGCCGCCCUCCUGCCCGCCGCCCUGAAGGAGCGCUUCGGGGUGCUGCCCGCCCCGCCCCGGGACCUCAACGGGCCCGCCCUGGCCCGCGCCCGCGACGGCCUGGGCCUCCCCGGGCGCGGGGGCGGCUGUGCGGGGGGCGGCCCCGCCCCGCCCAGGGACGCCGGGGCCGGGGCCGGCGGGCUGGUCCUCAGGAGCCCGCGCCCGGACUUCAGGCCCAGGGACCCUUUCCUCAGCCGGGACCCCUUCCACAGCCUCAAGCGGCCCCGGCCGCCCUUCGCCCGGGCCCCGCCCCCGUUCUUCGCCCCCAAGCGCCCCUUCUUCCCGCCCAGGUACUGAGCGCUCCCGCCGGGGGUCCCCUUCCCUCCCUCCUCCCUCCCGCCCCGGCCGCGGCGCAUCCGCCGGAGCUUCCCGCCCCCCGC